Molecule: messenger RNA, 207 nt
Organism: Sphaeroforma arctica JP610
Lineage: Eukaryota; Ichthyosporea; Ichthyophonida
Exons: 1
Source: RefSeq, a predicted model, not a curated record
AUGCUGGUGGGUCAGUACAUAGUCAAACUGUACCGUUUCCGUGAGCAAAAACGUCAGGCCCAGGAAGAGGAAGGAACCGAACCAACACCCUUCAACAUCGCGUUCAAUAGAAACUCGGGGGGCAAGGAUGAUCCGGAAGUACAGCUAUCCAAACAGCUCAUUCUGGACACACAGGAGAGCUUAUUUGAGGUCCUCCCGCGAAUUCAG